AUGGGAAAUUCACAUGAUUCAAGUGUACCAUUUCUUGCCGAUUUGGAAAAUGAGUACGCAGCGGCUGAAAAAUCUGAUGCCUCAUCUAGAGAUUCACCUAAAACCACAAAAUCCUCGAAAGCGCAGACUUAUCUCUGGAUAUCAUGUAUCAUAGUCAUCACACUUCUUUCAAACACCGCAACAUAUCUCAUCACCCAUAGAUUUAAAGAGAAUCUAGAAAAAGCAUGUGCUAAGCAUACGGCUCAAUAUUUGAGCCCUAUACUCGACAAUACAGAUAUUAAAUAUGAAACUGUUCGAUUCAACGGUUCACUCUUUACCAACACGAUAUAUAGAGAAGAUCCUAGCCCAGAAGUUGACGAAGCAUGGCUUAAUCUGGGGAUUAAAUACAAAGCAAUGAUUAUUCCAAUAGAAGAUGCGCCUAGAGCCGGAAUAUCACUUGAUCAUUUCCGAGUCGAUGAAAAGGAUGGAGGUCCUGGAUAUCCUGCUACCGUUGAAUCGCUGCAUCAAUUGCAUUGCCUGAAUCUCCUCCGACAACGCCUCUACUAUAACUCAGAAUACUACCACAAGCUCGGAGAAGGACCCUUCAAGAAUGAAGAAUAUAUCUUAAAAGCUCAUAUAAACACUAUUCGUCAACGUCUAAUGUGCUCAGCUGAUACAGGCGCACAUCCUUAUCUCUGGGCAAAGUCUGGCAAAAAUGCUCAUUUGUAUCCGGAUUUUAACCGUGAUUUUAGAUGUAAGAAUUUUGAUGCUAUAAGACAGUUUGCGGGGGAUCAUCAGGCACCGUGGCGUGAAGAUGGUCAGCUGGAUGUGAAUCCCAAGGAGGGGGAGGUUGUCUUACCGGGUAUUCCAUGA
Messenger RNA from Sclerotinia sclerotiorum 1980 UF-70, 852 nucleotides. RefSeq lists its product as hypothetical. Lineage: Eukaryota; Fungi; Ascomycota; Leotiomycetes; Helotiales; Sclerotiniaceae. The transcript is spliced from 5 exons. The record is from RefSeq and is a predicted model, not a curated record. Gene Ontology annotation, biological process: mycotoxin biosynthetic process. The coding region runs from base 1 to 852 and encodes 283 amino acids.